AGAUCGCGUCGCGUGCGUCCAUGGCGUCGACGGGGGCGGACGUGAAUCGCGCGCCCUCGCCCGCGGGGAUGACGACUGCGAAGGACGAGGUCGAAGAGGCGCCACCGAUGGGAUGUUGCGCCAAAAUGGCCAAAGAAAUGAAGAAAUUGGGCCCCCAAUGGCGUAAGCGAGAGGUGUACGGCAAAGGGAAGGACGGUGUAAAGGUGGUCGUGCGAUUGAACCUGACGAUGUACGGCGGACAGGGAUGCUUCGGACCGCGUCAAAUGCUCCGGCGCGCGGACAUGACGAAGACGCCGCGCGCGCUCGAAGCCGUCGGAAUGUCUCCGGAAGAGUAUCACGACGUGUUCGUCGAGCAGCUCGACGCGAUCGAGAACGAACAUUUCCCCGAGGCUGGUUGUCGCGGGUGCAUCGCGCAGACUCCCAAUAUUGUGGGCUGCUUCUUCGGCAGCCUGCUCACCGUCGGCUGUUUGAUUCCCUUCUUCAUGAGAAAGGAAGGUGAGAAAUUUCCACUCAGGGAGCGGCGAUGCAAAGCGUUCGACGCGGCUCUUCGCGAGUGGCAAACCAACGCGAACGCGAGGUUUGAAAAGUAUCACGUGUACGUCAAGACGCAGUCGCACUCUUACUUGAGAUCAAACGGGGACAAGGCCCAACGCGUCUAUCAGCGCUGGAUCGUGAUCGCUCUGAACGAUGAGGACGCGGCGGCGUUGUCCACCGAGCCCCAUCUCUCCGGCCUCAUAGUCACCAAUGAACCGCCGUGCAACUGCGCGAGACAGUUCGUGGACGAAACGACCGGCUAUUGCACGCAUCCGUACCCGCAGAUUCGCGGCGACAUGUAAGGCGCCGUGUCACAUGUGCCAUACAUACGACGAGUCAUGACUCGUCAUCAAGACACCACACCAUCCACACCCGCACGACCCGCACGCUGUGUACAUAUAUCGUAACAAAUCUCAUAGUAUAUGGGGACCGGACUGGCGGGACGUGAUAUUUUUACCGUAUGGGUCACGACUCGUCGUUAUGGGGUACUCGUAUGAAAUAA
Ostreococcus lucimarinus CCE9901 is the source of this 1036-nucleotide messenger RNA. RefSeq lists its product with no specific name. Bases 21 to 836 code for a protein of 271 amino acids. The record is from RefSeq and is a predicted model, not a curated record. The transcript is spliced from 2 exons. Lineage: Eukaryota; Viridiplantae; Chlorophyta; Mamiellophyceae; Mamiellales; Bathycoccaceae.